AGAGGAAAAUAAGAUUCAGGGUUCAAAACAAUCGUCAACAAUCAUUGUGAAAUCUCAUCCGAUAAUGCAACUCCGUGCUUUGUCUCAUUCAUCCACGUCGCACCAGCGGUUAAAUUUAUUCUACAUGAAAUUCUUUUUUAAUUUGGGUGAGAUCUUCUGUAACGGUGUGAUACAGCGCAUCUCCGAGCCAGUCAGCCUCGUCUGUAUGCCAUGCAUCUCAACACUAUAAAUUAGAGUUUUCUGGGUUGCGGAAUCGAAUCUCGCAAAGCAAAGGACAUCAGAAAGGAAAAAAAUGUCUUUAUGCAAGCAGUCGCAUGUUCUAGUCAUUCACGGGGGCCGCAUUAACAGAGGACUCCUCCACCAGCGGGAUGCCUUUGCCGGUAUAAGAUUCAGGUCCGCUCAAUUACCCUUCUCUUCUUCGUCUCUCUCCAUUCGUUGCGUCGCGAGCGAUCAGAAGUCAAAGCAAUCUUCCAAUGAACAAGAAAUUCCUCCUAUUCCUACCCUUACGGCAGUUGACUCUUCAUCUAUUGCAUCAAACAUCAAAUACCAUGCAGAGUUUACACCACAUUUCUCCCCUUUUAAAUUUGAGUUACCGCAAGCUUAUGUCGCAACUGCGGAAAGUGUACGAGACAGUCUUAUUCAAGGGUGGAAUGAGACACAGAAACACUAUGAGGGGUGUAAUCCUAAGCAGACUUAUUAUUUAUCAAUGGAGUUUUUACAGGGCAGGGCAUUGUUGAAUGCCAUUGGUAAUUUAGAGCUGACUGAUGCCUAUGCAGAGGCUUUAAGCAAGCUGGGAUCUGACUUGGAAGCUAUAGCUGAGCAGGAGCCAGAUGCAGCUCUUGGAAAUGGAGGGUUGGGGAGAUUGGCUUCAUGCUUUCUAGAUUCUUUGGCCACCCUUGAUUAUCCUGCAUGGGGUUAUGGACUUCGUUACCACUAUGGACUAUUCCAUCAGAAUAUAACAAAAGAUGGUCAGGAGGAAGCAGCUGAAAGCUGGUUGGAGAUGGGAAAUCCUUGGGAAAUCGCUAGGCAUGACGUCUCAUACCCUAUUAAAUUUUAUGGCAAAGUGGAGGAUGGCAGUAAUGGAACUAGGCGUUGGGUUGGUGGUGAGGAUGUUAAGGCUGUUGCAUAUGAUGUCCCAAUCCCAGGAUAUAAGACUAAAACAACACUCAGUCUGCGCCUAUGGUCAACUCAAGUUCAAGCAAAAGAUUUUGAUCUACAAGCUUUUAAUGCAGGUGAACACAUCAACGCAACACAGGCCCAGGUCAAUGCAGCAAAGAUUUGUUAUGUUUUGUAUCCGGGAGAUGAUUCUACGGAAGGAAAGAUUCUUCGUUUGAAGCAACAGUACACCUUGUGCUCAGCUUCUCUUCAAGACAUAAUUUCCUCUUUCAAAAGACGUUCUGGACAUAAUGUGGACUGGAGACAGUUUCCAGCAAAGGUUGCAAUUCAGAUGAAUGAUACACAUCCAACAUUAUCUGUAUUGGAGUUGAUUCGAAUUCUGAUUGAUGUAGAAGGUUUGCCUUGGGAGGAAGCCUGGAAUAUUACUCAACGAACAGUGGCAUACACAAAUCAUACAGUGCUUCCUGAAGCAUUGGAGAAGUGGCCUUUGGAGAUUAUGAGAAAACUUCUUCCAAGACACAUGGAGUUAGCAUAUAAGAUUGAUGAAUUGUUUAUUAAGGAAGUCAUUGCAAAGAGUGGCUCUACAGACCUUAAAGAACUGGAGAAGAAGAUCAUGGAAAUGAGAAUCCUUGAAAACGAAGACUUUCCAGAAUCAGUGGUGCCAGUAUUUGCUGACCUAUGGAAAGCAGAGGAAGAAGCUGCUCUCAAGGAAAAAGCUGCUAAAGAAGCUAAGCUCAAGGAAAAAGCUGCUAAAGAAGCUGCUCUCAAGGAAAAAGCUGCUAAAGAAGCUAAGCUCAAGGGAAAAGCUGCUCUCAAGGAAAAAGCUGCUAAAGAUGCUAAGCUCAAAAUAGACAAUGAAGUAAAGGAGUCUAAGAACACUUUUGAAGAUGUGGUUGUCAAACCACCUAAAUUAGUGCGCAUGGCUAAUUUAUGUGUUAUUGCUGGCCAUGCUGUUAAUGGAGUUGCUGAAAUCCACAGUGAAAUUGUGAAGGAAGAGGUCUUCAAUAACUUUUACCAGAUGUGGCCUGAGAAAUUCCAAAACAAGACCAAUGGGGUGACUCCCAGGAGAUGGAUUCGAUUUUGCAACCCAGAUUUGAGUAAACUUCUCACUAAGUGGCUUGGAACAGAAGAUUGGGUUCUUCAAACUGAACGAUUAGCAGAACUGUGUAAGUUUGCUGACAACAGAGAUUUACAUAAAGAGUGGAGGGCUGCAAAAAGAGCCAACAAAAUCAAGCUUGUCUCAUACAUUAAAGAGAAAACUGGAUAUGCAAUCAAUCCAGAUGCUAUGUUUGAUAUACAGGUUAAACGUAUCCACGAGUACAAGCGGCAGCUAUUGAAUAUUUUGGGAAUAGUAUAUCGGUACAAGAAGAUGAAGGAAAUGAGUCCAGAGGAUAGGAAAGAAAAAUUUGUCCCUCGUGUAUGCAUAUUUGGAGGCAAAGCAUUUGCAACAUAUGUGCAAGCAAAAAGGAUAGUGAAACUAAUUACUGAUGUGGGAGCUACAAUAAAUCGUGACUCUGAGAUAGGAGAUUUGCUGAAGGUUAUUUUUGUACCAGAUUACAAUGUAAGUGUUGCAGAAAUGCUAAUUCCUGCUAGUGAACUCUCCCAACACAUCAGUACUGCUGGAAUGGAAGCCAGUGGAACCAGUAACAUGAAAUUUUCUAUGAAUGGAUGUGUCUUAAUUGGGACAUUGGAUGGUGCCAAUGUUGAAAUACGUGAAGAAGUUGGAGAAGAAAACUUCUUUCUGUUUGGUGCGAAGGCUCAUGAAAUUGCUGGGUUGAGAAAAGAGAGAGCAGAGGACAAGUUCAAGCCAGAUCCAAGAUUUGAAGAGGCCAAAGAUUUCAUUAGGAGCGGGGUGUUUGGAAAAUAUGACUACGGGUCUUUGCUUGGCUCUCUUGAAGGGAAUGAGGGCUAUGGCCGUGGUGACUAUUUUCUUGUUGGCAAGGACUUUCCAGAAUAUAUUGAAUGUCAAGAAAAAGUGGAUGAAGCAUACAAGGAUCAAGAGAAAUGGACAAAGAUGUCCAUCCUUAAUACAGCUGGUUCAUACAAAUUCAGCAGUGACAGAACUAUACAUGAAUAUGCGAAGGAUAUAUGGGAGAUCAAGCCAGUCAAAAUAAGCUAGAAACUCCCUUUUUUUUCUUAAGUUUUCUUGUCCAAUAUAGUCAAUGACACCAAAGACUAGUACUUUUGUGCCAACCUAAAUGAGGCUUACGACAUGUGAAUAGUCUAGCAAUUGCUGAAGUUAUCAGAUGCUAGGUGUUUUCAAAGCAUUGCAUGGUUUUAUUGACUCCAAUGCAAUGCUGCUCCUCCAGAAUUACUGCAGGUUUAGCAAAGAAAUAAACAUGUAAUUAGACUUGUGAAUAAAGGGAGCUCUUAGAUUUAUACUAGUUAUAAAAUAAAUCUUAUUGUUAAUAUGCAAUUAUCCUGUUUUUCA
Cryptomeria japonica (Japanese cedar) is the source of this 3547-nucleotide messenger RNA. RefSeq names its product alpha-1,4 glucan phosphorylase L isozyme, chloroplastic/amyloplastic. Gene Ontology annotation, molecular function: pyridoxal phosphate binding; glycogen phosphorylase activity. Gene Ontology annotation, biological process: glycogen catabolic process. Bases 293 to 3235 code for a protein of 980 amino acids. The transcript has 15 exons. Gene Ontology annotation, cellular component: cytoplasm. The record is from RefSeq and is a predicted model, not a curated record. NCBI's taxonomy places the organism in Eukaryota, Viridiplantae, Streptophyta, Pinopsida, Cupressales, Cupressaceae.